AUGGGAAAAGAGGGUGAGAAAGUCCCCAUGGACUGCAGUCGUGGCCACCCAUGUGGCAUUGUGGGUGCUGGUGAGGUUAAUUUCGUUGCAGCUAUUGAUGUGUACGAAGACGGGGAAGCCGGUCUGCUCCUGUGUUACAACUACAGUUGCAUCUAUAAGAAGGUUUGCCCGUUUAAUGGUGGCUCUUUUUUGGUUCAACCCUCUGCGUCAGAUUUCCAGUUCUGUUGGAACCAGGCUCCCUGUGCGAUUGUCUGUGCAUUCCCCUACCUGCUGGCCUUCACCACCGACUCCAUGGAGAUCCGCCUGGUGGUGAACGGGAACCUGGUCCACACGGCCGUCGUGCCUCAGCUGCAGCUCGUGGCCUCCAGAUCGGAUAUAUACUUCACAGCAACCGCAUCUGUGAAUGAGGUGUCAUCCGGAGGCAGCUCCAAGGGGGCCAGUGCCCACAAUUCUCCUCAGUCACCCCCGGGCAGAGAUACUCCAGUGUUUCCUUCUUCCCUGGGGGAAGGUGAGAUUCAGCCCAAAAAUCUGUACAAGAUUCCACUCAGAAACCUGGUGGGCCGAAGCAUCGAGCGGCCUCUGAAAUCGCCCUUAGUCUCCAAGGUCAUCACCCCGCCCACCUCCAUCGGCAUCGGCAUCGCGGCCAUUCCUGUCACUCACUCCUUGUCCCUGUCCCGCAUGGAGAUCAAAGAGAUAGCGAGCAGGACCCGCAGGGAGCUGCUGGGCCUCUCCGAUGACGGUGGACCCAGAGCAGAAGGAGCACCAAAGCCCAAGUCAAAAGCCCGGAAGCGGGUGGAAGAAAACCAAGGAGGCCCUAAACCAGGGACAGUGAGGUCAACUAGCAGCGAAAGGAUCACGUCGAGCUCCUUGGAAAGUCCUUCCACUUCCACUUCCGAAGCCAAUCCCGAGGGGCGUUACCAGUCGACAAGCUCCGACCCGGACCCUGUGGCUGAGCGAGAAGGCAGCCCCCGAGAAGGCAGUAGCCCCUUUCAGCUCACAGCUUCCUCGGACGAAGACAUUAUUGACUUGAAGUAAACAGAGUACCAGUCGAGUUUACCAUCUUUAAUUUUCUUGUGGAGGUUUACACUCUUUAACCAGUUCCGACAUCAGUUCUCAACAAAAUGUGGCUUUUAGCCUGUCCGUGGUCUACUGGACCAAACCUUCUGCACCCUCGGCCAGUUUGGGUCACUGUCCAAUGUCUGGUGCCAUCUUAACCUUUGUUUUUUUCUGUUCAGGAACCAUCAGUACCCUUGUAAUUAAAGGUGGUAGAUUUCAUUGAGGUUUUAGAUUGAAACUUUGAAUAAAUCAAAAAUGUUCAUUCUUAUUUACUGCAACCUUCUCUUAUAUUUUAUAUACUUAGAUGGAAAAGUUAUUUUUUCAUUACAGUUUUGUUUUGUCACAUACUGUGUUUCUUUUAUAAAGAAAAGCCAUUGCUUUGAAAAUUUAUUAUAAAUAAGUUUUCUUUCUGCACCUUUGGCCCCUGUUGCUGUUUCAGUUCACUGUGAUUGGAACCAGCUGCGUUUCUGCCUACAGACUUUUGAGAAAAGCUGAAUUUUUAGAUCUUCAAAACUCCUGCUUCUUUCUCUUUGUGUCUCACAAAAAAUA
Molecule: messenger RNA, 1605 nt
Organism: Physeter macrocephalus (sperm whale)
Lineage: Eukaryota; Metazoa; Chordata; Mammalia; Artiodactyla; Physeteridae
Product: GTPase-activating Rap/Ran-GAP domain-like protein 3
Exons: 9
Coding region: 1-1035 (344 amino acids)
Source: RefSeq, a predicted model, not a curated record